Molecule: messenger RNA, 894 nt
Organism: Macrosiphum euphorbiae (potato aphid)
Lineage: Eukaryota; Metazoa; Arthropoda; Insecta; Hemiptera; Aphididae
Source: the annotation of a GenBank genome assembly
AUGUCGUCCAAAAAUUUUUUAGAUGUCGACGAGUCGAUUAUUGAAAAAAGCCUUUUAAUUCAAAGCAACGAGGAACAAGAAUUCGAACAAUUUGUGAGUGGUUUCCUUAAUCCCAAUUCAGGCAAAUUGGUCAAACCAGCUCCAGGACUCUGUAUAAAAUUAUUGAAAACCGAUAAGUCAAAAGUGUUCAUAAACCUCUGCCACCAUGCAGAUAUUCCACCUCCAGAUGAUAUUACAAAAGAAGAACUUGUAGAAGUUUUCAAUUCUAAGGAUCCUGAAAAGUUCUGUAUUCCGUUAAGUAUUGGUAUAGAACACCAAGAAACUGAUAAGUCUAAUGCACAAGUUAAUGUUUACGAUGUAGCAGUAAAUUCAGAGUUUUUCAAAAAGUGUCAAAAUGAUGAUGUCUUUCAAACAUUCAUUGUUUGUGCUACUAUAGAGGGAGUAGCUGAAAAGUUCAAAAUCGAUAUAAGCGCAGAAAAUCCAAUUUUGUUGAAGAAUAGAAAAUGUAUGGGAUCAUUGCAGCAACACAGAAUUCAACAACGACCCCCAAGGCCAUCAACAUUUAAAAAAAAACCUUUGAUUCAAGAACUAAAUUCAAAAACAUCACUUUCUCAGUUAGACAUACAUGUCAAACCUGAGUAUAGGAUUUAUGUGCAACCAGAAGAUAAUCCAAAAAAUAUCAUUUUAGAUGUUUGGAUGCCAGAUGUGCAUAGUUCACAAGAAAUUGAUUUAAAAUGUGGUGAAGACUGUCUACUGUUAACUACAAAUAAACAAACAAAAUAUGAGUUGGAUAUUUUUUUACCAUAUACAAUUAAUCAAAAACAUGUUAAUGUUACUUUUAAUACUAUAACUAAAAUUUUAUCAGUUAUGGCAACCAUUAUUCCAAGCAAUUGA